AUGAAUCAACGCGUCGAGGACGAGAAUGAUGAAUUGAUGAACACAUUUUCUUAUCCUUCACCUGAAGCUGGUGCAGCUGGUGGUGGAGGUGUUGCUCGACGUCAAGCUGGAGGAUAUACUGAAGAUGCAAAAGAUGCAGGUAGCAAAGCCGGCACAUCAGAAGUAGAUGCUCUAGUAGUACAACAAGCCCAAGUAGAACAAGAUGACAAUGAGC
This is a messenger RNA of Amoebophrya sp. A25, 214 nucleotides long. The record is from the annotation of a GenBank genome assembly. Lineage: Eukaryota; Dinophyceae; Syndiniales; Amoebophryaceae.